AUGCCGUUCAAGCAGACCCGCCACUUGCUCACUAUCUCUGCCCUCUGCCCCAAGGAGCUUGCGUACCUUAUCGACCGUGCGCUCGACAUGAAGAAGAACCCCGCGAAGUACACUGCGCGUGCGGCCAACAAGACCCUGCUCGCCUUCUUCGCCAAGCCGUCACUCCGCACACGCGUCUCCUUGGAGACAGCCAUGACGCGCCUUGGCGGGCACGCGAUCUACUACGAGCUCGGCGCAAACUCCAACGUUGGCGGCAAGGAGACCGUCCAGGACACCGCUGAGGUCUUCUCGCGCAUGGUGGACAUCUGCACAGCCCGCCUGGCCACCAAGGAGAUGAUGAGGGAGAUGGCCCAGCACGCUUCUGUGCCCUGCAUCAACGCCCUUGACGACUUCGGCCACCCGCUCCAGAUGGUCUGCGACUUCAUGACCAUCAAGGAGAAGUUCACGGCGGCAGGCGAGUUCUCCAACGGCUUCAAGGGCAUAAAGUUUGCAUACUGCGGGGACUCCAUGAACAACGUCACAUACGACCUCAUGCGUGGCUGCGCCCUGCUUGGCAUGGAGUGCCACGUUUGCUGCCCUGACCACAAGGACUUCAAGCCCAUCAAGGAAGUCAUCGAUGAGUGCGAGGAGAUCAUCGCAAAGCACGGCACCGGCGGCUCCAUUAAAAUCUUCCAUGACUGCAAGAAGGGGUGCGAGGGCGUCGACGUCGUCUACACAGACUCGUGGAUGAGCUACCACAUCACCAAGGAGCAGAAGGAGGCCCGCCUCAAGGUUCUCACGCCGUUCCAGGUCGACGAUGCCGUCAUGGCCGUCACCUCCAAGCGCAGCAUCUUCAUGAACUGCCUUCCAGCGACCCGCGGUGAGGAGCAGACGGCGUCUGUCAUUGACGGGCCCAAGUCCGUCUGCUACGACGAGGCCGGGAAUCGCCUGCACUCGGCUAUGGCGGUCCUCGACUUCUUCUUGCAUGACUGCAAGAUGGAGUGA
Giardia duodenalis is the source of this 984-nucleotide messenger RNA. Its product is annotated as Ornithine carbamoyltransferase. Gene Ontology annotation, molecular function: amino acid binding; ornithine carbamoyltransferase activity. Bases 1 to 984 code for a protein of 327 amino acids. Gene Ontology annotation, biological process: L-citrulline biosynthetic process. Gene Ontology annotation, cellular component: intracellular membrane-bounded organelle. Lineage: Eukaryota; Fornicata; Diplomonadida; Hexamitidae. The record is from RefSeq and is a predicted model, not a curated record. The transcript has a single exon.